AUGUCGCAGGAAGAGAGCGAUGUUAUCUCUACUCUGACCGGAUUCUCGCUCGACAAUGUCCUCAGCGGACUCGACCUGCCCACUGGACCCGCCUUGACCAACCGACUCGGUCUCGUUGGGACUGCAAGUUUAACCUCUAAUCAAAUCUACAGUGAAAAGUGGGACGACGCCGAUGCCGUUGGACCUGGAGAGGGAGAAGACUGGGAAGACGAGGUGGACCGAGAGCUGGAGGCUGAGGGGUCCGAUGAUGGUGCUCAAGUGAAGACGGAGAUGGAGUCUCCGAAACAGAUGGGGAAAGGGGAGAAGCGAAAGAAGGUUGUAAUAAGACGGAUAGAAAGACCAAAGACCGUCCACGAACGAUUUCCAACAUUUGAGAAGGACAAGGUCCUCAACUUUACGGAGCUUUUCAAAGGAUUCACAGUACAGAAAUCAAGAGUUUCUCGGAGACCGUUCCAGGUGGAAGCAGUAUACCCCAGGAAGAGAGAGGUCCCGAGAGGGUUUCUCGCCUCCGUUGUCGGGGACAUGGAAAGACAAGUUGAGAGUCAGCGGGUAGAAGAAGUUGUUGCGUCGAGUAGCAUCGAGGGUGAUCUCCGGCGAGCUUUGGAGGAACGUGGAGAUUCGGAGCUUCCGGUCUCGCUGCCACUACAUGACCGCUCCUUUGACCUUGUUCUACUCUCAAACUGGGAGGACCAAAUCAUCUAUGAAGCUGAAGAUGAUGGCGGAUUCAUGCAGCCUGGCGUGCCUGCCGCAGACCUGACGACCCCACAGAAUAAGAUCCUUGAAUCUGGCGUUUGGACCCAGAGUAUCAUAUGGAAUCCCCGUGCCCCCUUUCGUGACUUUACACAACUCGAGCUCAACGAGGAGGAUAAUCACGUUGACGAACGACCCGCGGGAUAUGAUACUGUUCGGCCACGAAAGAGAAUGCGGACUGAUAACCAGCCGAAAGACAAGUUCAACUUAUCUAAUGACCAAUUCUACGAGGUCAACAAGGACGGUGGACGGCACCGUGUCCGGCAAACCUUCGGCCAGCUGGUCGUCGAACACGCAUAUCCUGCCCAGAAGCUACAGCUGCCAUUCUACAAAACCCGUCUAUCUAAGCAAGAAGCCCGGUCUUUCCAUCGGCCAGCUAUGCAGUUCCCUGCGAAUGUUGAAAUCCACUUCAGCAAGGUCAGGACAGCCAAGACAAAGAAAGACAAGGCCGGAAGAAAGGUGGGCAAGGGUGGGAACGUCGGCGAGGGUUUGCAUAGGACGGGUGAUCUCAGCCUUCGGGACACGAGCAACUUUGUCCUCUGGGAAUUCUCUGAAGAGCAUCCCCCUAUCAUUUCGAAUUUUGGCAUGGGAAGCAUCCUGGUGAACUACUACCGUAAGAAGAACGAGCGGGACGAGCAUAUACCUAAGUACGACCUUGGGGAACCCAUCGUCAUCGAGCCACAGGACGAAUCCCCAUUCAUGAAAUUCGGAUAUGUAUACCCAGGCCAGACCGUCCCAUCCCUGUACAACAAUCUUAUGCGCGCACCGUUGUUCCGACAUAAACCUUACCCUACAGACUUCUUGGUCAUCAGGUCGACGUGCAAGAGUGACACGAAGUACUACAUCCGUGAGAUCAAAAACCUGUAUGUCGUCGGGCAGACGUAUCCUGUGACAGAAGUCCCUGGGCCGCAUUCGCGAAAAAUCACGAACACAAUAAAGCACCGUCUCCAGAUCAUUGCGUUCAAAUUGCUCCAGAAGAGCGCGGAGGAGCGACUGAAGAUUUCGCGCCUGAUGAAAUACUUCCCUGACCAGAAUGAAUUGCAGAUGCGCCAGCGACUCAAGGAGUUCAUGGAGUACCACCGCAGAGGUCCGCAUCAAGGUUUCUGGCGUCUCAAAUCAUCAUGGACGAUCCCAUCGGAUGCCGACAUGCUGAAGAUGGUGAACCCUGAGCAAGUCGUCCUAUCCGAAAGCAUGCAAGUGGGCCAGCGCCAUCUACAGGACGCCGGUUACAGCUUCAAUGGGGAAGUCGCCGAAGAUGAUGAGGGCAACCUGUCUGUAGAACAGCAGCUUGCCCCGUGGAUCACAACGAAGAACUUCCUAUUUGCUACCCAGGCGAAAGCCAUGCUGCGGCUGCAUGGGGAAGGGGAUCCUACGGGCCGUGGAGAAGCCUUUAGCUUCAUUCGGGUAUCCAUGAAGGACAUCUUCGUCAAAGCGGGCGAGGAUUACGAACAGAAGUUAGCGGAGGCCGAGAACCGCCCGAAGUCUGCCCACCGAUAUAACGUCGCAGAACAACAGCUCAUCUACAAGUCUGAAAUCGAGCGCAUCUGGAAAGCGCAGUUUGACUCGCUCAGUCGCAAGGACGAGCCAGAGCUCACCGACGAGGACGAGAAGAGAGCGGCGGAGCAGAAGCCUCCGCAGCACAGGCAGUCUGUUGUGAAUGAUGGUUUCAAUGCGUACACGCCCGCUGCUUCUCCCCAUCCCCCACGUGAGACCCCGGGUCCAACAUCCCCUACAUUCAGCCGCGGCUCUUCUCUGGUGCACGAUCGGGAGAUGAGCUUGGGCCCUGAUGCACAACGGAGGGUGCUGCGGGUCAAACGAUUGAUUGACGGCGAGUGGAAGAUGGAGAUCAUCCGUGAUUCUGCUGUCAUCAACGCGUAUGUCAAAAAGAAGCAAGCGUUGGAAGAGGAAGCCACGACGGCAGAUGCACUGGCACCAACAGGCGAUGCUGAUAAAGACAGGCGGGCGAUGAAACGGCUCGAGGAGGAGAUCGCUAGGAUGAAGAAGAACCAGGAGCGCCGACUUCACAGAAAGAACGCUAAGAUCGUCAAAGAGGGUGGUACCCCCAUGCAGCUCAAUCGGCCGGUCAAGCCUGAUACCACGAGGCGAUGUGGGCACUGCGGCCAGAUGGGUCAUAUGAAAACGAACCGCAAAUGCCCCCGCUGGGCCGAGUUCAACUCCGGCUCCCCUCCUCUGCCAACGCCUGCCGCUUCUAGUCCUCCCGCGACUUCUCCUGGCGGGCCUGGAUUCGGAUUUGCUGGCGGCUCUGACAGCUUGUUCUCACCUGCCGGCGCGACUUCCCUGCGCCCAAACCCAUCGCUGACCCUUGGCAGCCACGGCCCGUCUCCCCUUGCGACGAGUCCGCCGGUGAUGGCGAUGGAUGACGAUGACGAUGUCCCGCCGACUCCUUCCGGGUCAGGACCCAAGCUGAAGCUGACACUGAAGAAAUCGUAGGCCCCCGUUAUCUAAGUCUCAUAUACACGGACUGCUCUCCUGCAUUGCUGUAGCUAUACAUCCCGAUCGCAUUGUAAAUCACGACCACGCAUUGAGUACCACGGAGCAACCCGGCAUUUGGGGCUCCUUUUGUUAAAUCCGCA
Molecule: messenger RNA, 3344 nt
Organism: Postia placenta MAD-698-R-SB12
Lineage: Eukaryota; Fungi; Basidiomycota; Agaricomycetes; Polyporales; Adustoporiaceae
Exons: 15
Coding region: 1-3201 (1066 amino acids)
Biological process (GO): transcription by RNA polymerase II; RNA polymerase II preinitiation complex assembly
Cellular component (GO): transcription factor TFIID complex
Molecular function (GO): histone acetyltransferase activity; TBP-class protein binding; RNA polymerase II general transcription initiation factor binding
Source: RefSeq, a predicted model, not a curated record